UUAUAUAUAAAGGUACACCAUAAAACUGUAAACUCAAACAAUUAUAUGACUGAAUAAAGACCUCUGAAAGUUGUAGCAUUUUAAUAAAUCUAAAAAAUUUAAAUAUUGUUCAUAGAAUUAUUUGUAUAGAAUGAUAAACAUAUAUUUUAGUUGUAUCAAAAUACUAAUAUUUCUCAUAUCUAGUUCAUCCGCCAAAUCACCAUCAAAUUUAUUUAAUAAUUAUGAACGUUGUAAAUUGAGCGAUCAAGCAAUAAAUACGUGUCUUAAAAAUGCCCUUUCCAAAUCUUUUCCAUAUAUGGCUAAAGGCGUCCCUAGCCUUAAUUUAUUCCCUUUUGAUCCCAUUAAAAUAUCAUCAAUAGAAAUAAAACAAGAUAGAAGUAGUUCUGUACAAAUUAAUUUGAAGGUUAAAGACGUAGAAGCCAGAAAUCUACUGUCUUCAACUGAAGUUACACAUUUUAAGACUGACGUAAAAAACUUGACUGCUUCAUUAUCUUUGUUGAUAAAAGAUCCUUUGUUGCUAAAUGGUACUUAUGAAAUUAGUGGAAAAGUACUACUUUUACCAAUUGUGGGAAAUGGUCCAUUUUAUAUGAAAUUGGAAAAUGUUAUUGGAUCAAUCACCUUCCACAUGAAAAAAAUAGAAAAAAAUAAAAAAGUUUAUUUAAAACCUGAAAAUAUUUCAUGGACAUUUACCACAAAAAAACUAAUUAUACGUUUGGAUAAUUUGUUCAAUGGAAAUAAAGCAUUAGGUGAUAACAUGAACGUUUUUUUAAAUGAAAAUUGGCCAGAAAUAUUGAAAGACUUUCAACCUGCCUUAGAAAAAGCCCUAGUAUUUAUUGCUUACGAGUACACAAAUCAAUUUUUCGGACGGAUACCAAUGGAACAACUGUUUAUUGAAUAGAUUUAUUUAAUUAAUUCAUUUUUUUUUUUGAUAAUGGGAAUACAAAGAUCAAUUUGUAUUUCACCAGCUAUUAAAAUGUGGUAGUAUGAUUAAAAAUGUAAUAAUUGAUAUUAUAUUAAUAUAAUUAUUUAUUUAAUAUAUUAUAAGCAUUUUUUGUAUUUUAUACUGUAAAUAAAUGUUAUUGAAUUUUAUGUUUUUCAAAUAAUUUUUUAAUAAAAAAUCACCUUAUUAAU
This is a messenger RNA of Daktulosphaira vitifoliae (grape phylloxera), 1131 nucleotides long. Its product is annotated as protein takeout-like. The coding region runs from base 131 to 898 and encodes 255 amino acids. The record is from RefSeq and is a predicted model, not a curated record. The transcript has 6 exons. NCBI's taxonomy places the organism in Eukaryota, Metazoa, Arthropoda, Insecta, Hemiptera, Phylloxeridae.